UACGUGAUAAAUACGCCCUCACCUCACCCACCAUCUUCAGAGCCAGAGCUUUCAAGUUUCAAGUAUGUUGCCAGCCAUGGAGGAGCCCCUUGUUGGGGGCAGAAGCGACACCGAGGAGACAGGAGGGCCAAAGGAGAGCUUGGUGGUGACUGAGGUUAAGAAGCAGCUCUACCUCGCCGGGCCCCUCAUCGCCGGAUGCCUGCUGCAGAACGUCGUGCAGAUGAUAUCGGUCAUGUUUGUCGGCCAUCUCGGCGAGCUCGCCCUCUCGAGUGCCUCCAUCGCCACCUCCUUUGCGAAUGUCACCGGCUUCAGCUUGAUGGCUGGCAUGGCGAGCAGCUUGGACACACUGUGUGGUCAAGCCUUCGGGGCAAAACGGUACCAUCAGCUCGGCAUCUACAAGCAGAGGGCGAUCCUCGUGCUCACUCUGGUGAGUGUUGUGGUUGCAGUGCUCUGGGCGUACACCGGGCAGAUCCUCCUGCUCUUCGGCCAGGACCCAGAGAUUGCCAUGGGGGCAGGGAGCUACAUCCGGUGGAUGAUUCCGGCACUGUUCGCUUACGGACUGCUGCAGUGCCACGUCCGAUUCCUCCAGACACAAAGCAUCGUACUCCCGGUGAUGGCGAGCGCAGGCGUGACGGCGCUGAGCCACGUGCUUGUGUGCUGGUUGCUGGUGUACAAGCUUGGGCUGGGCAACAAGGGCGCUGCCCUGGCCAAUGCUGUCUCGUACCUGGCCAAUGUGUCAAUCUUGGCUCUCUACAUCAGGGUCUCUCCAUCCUGCAAGAGAACCUGGACAGGGCUCUCAAAGGAGGCGUUUCACGACAUCGUCAGCUUCAUGAAGCUUGCCCUGCCAUCUGCACUGAUGGUUUGCUUAGAGUGGUGGUCGUUUGAGCUGCUGGUACUUCUCUCCGGACUUCUCGCAAAUCCUAAGCUCGAGGCAUCGGUGUUGUCCAUUUGCUUAAACACGGCUUCAUUAACAUUCAUGAUCCCCUUCGGGCUUGGGGCAGCCAUAAGCACCCGUGUUUCAAACGAGCUUGGUGCUGGGCGACCUGAAGCUGCCCGUCUGGCUACUCGUGUGACCAUGGUUCUGGGUCUCAUGACAGGUGUGACGUUAGGACUUAUUAUGAUCUCGGUGCGCAAUCUAUGGGGGUAUGCAUACAGCAAUGAGAAGGAGGUGGUGGAGUACAUUUCAAGAAUGAUGCCGCUUCUUUCCGUGUCGAUCAUUUUCGACGAUAUGCAAUGUGUUCUUUCAGGUGUCGUUAGGGGCUGUGGCCUGCAAAGGAUUGGAGCUUGUGUCAAUCUCAGUGCAUACUACCUUGUCGGCAUCCCAGCGGCGCUAUGCUUUGCCUUUGUCUUCCAUCUUGGCGGAAUGGGGCUGUGGUUUGGAAUAAUCUGCGGAUUAAUCGUGCAGAUGCUGCUGCUGCUGGCCAUCACCAUGCGGACCAACUGGGACAAAGAGGCUCUCAAGGCAAAGGACAGAGUUUUCAAUUCGUCGCUACCUCUAGACAUGACAUCAUGAACAUGGAACAAGAUGCACAAUUGCUCUUGGCCAGGACCAGGGCGCUGACUGGGCAAAGGAGGCAAGGAACUCGUGAAGAAUUAAUUGGUCAUCACUUAGUCUCCAUGUCACCAGCAUGGCGCUUUCUUGAAGGAAAUGUCACCCGACGAAUGGUCUGUUUUGGUGAUUUUUGUCCAACACAUGAGAUAGAAAUAGAAUGGAUGUUCUCACAGGCAAAGGCAUGGCACUCAGUCGAUACGGUAUAAGGGAAUAAAUCAAUGAAGAAAAAAUGUGGUGUUUACUAGAAAAUAUGCAGUAUGGAUGCAACAUUUUCCCUUUGAGAAUUUAGUAGAGUAGAUUAUUAUUUUCUUGGUAA
Messenger RNA from Triticum urartu, 1868 nucleotides. Its product is annotated as protein DETOXIFICATION 16. Gene Ontology annotation, cellular component: membrane. Lineage: Eukaryota; Viridiplantae; Streptophyta; Magnoliopsida; Poales; Poaceae. The record is from RefSeq and is a predicted model, not a curated record. Gene Ontology annotation, molecular function: xenobiotic transmembrane transporter activity; antiporter activity. Gene Ontology annotation, biological process: xenobiotic detoxification by transmembrane export across the plasma membrane.